Molecule: messenger RNA, 5571 nt
Organism: Cydia amplana
Lineage: Eukaryota; Metazoa; Arthropoda; Insecta; Lepidoptera; Tortricidae
Gene: rod
Exons: 2
Coding region: 1-5466 (1821 amino acids)
Biological process (GO): mitotic spindle assembly checkpoint signaling; protein localization to kinetochore involved in kinetochore assembly; mitotic sister chromatid segregation
Cellular component (GO): RZZ complex; cytoplasm; kinetochore microtubule
Molecular function (GO): small GTPase binding
Source: RefSeq, a predicted model, not a curated record
AUGUCUAUCACGCAUUCAAGAUUAAAAAAGUUUCCUAGUUUUGAUUUAGUUAACGCUCAUUUCAUACACCAUAAAUUAAUAAUACAAGAAGAUACGGAAAAGGUGCGAAUAUGUGAUCUAACUACACGUACUGAAGAAGACCCCGAUAACGACAAGGUUUAUAAUUUCGAUGCGAAAAUCUCAAACACUCACGUACAUGGAGAUCUCCUGUGGGUCCUUUUGAGGUCAGGAGAUAUCAUAGUUAUAAACCCAGCGACAGGAACUCGAAUCAAGGUAACAUGUGAAAAGUUGGCCAACUAUAAGAUCCAAAAGUUAAGAAGCAAUGAAAAUAAUGUGAUCCUAAUUAGUAAAAGUGGAGAAUGUUUGGUGGUGUUCUUUUCAAGAAAAGAUUUGGAACAAGAUAUAGUAGAUGGCAAAGCAGAACAUACCAUAUCUAUAGAUAAAUAUGGUGGGUCUUAUUUGGCUGUGGAAUCUCAUUUGCUCACAAACGGAUUGAUUGCAUACAUCAAGGGAGAAACUUUAGUUUUGAAAUGUCCUAUAACUGGUUUAUAUGAAGUUAUGAGUUCAACAAAGAAAAUCCUUUAUGCAGUUCCAUGGGCUGAUUCACUGAUAAUUUCUGAUGGAGCAACAAUGUGGCUGGUAGAUAUUAAAGACUCCCACAUUAUGUAUGAAUUUAAAGAAGAUGGAAUCACAUACUAUCCACUGGGGUCAUAUAACAAUGACUUUUACUAUCUGGUUUGGGAUCAAAUGCAGGUGUACAUUUGCUGUGCUUGGGAUGAAUCACUUCUACUCGAUGAAACAAAUGACCAGCAUGAUAACAACUCUACCAUCCAAAAACUUUCUUCUCAAGAAACGCAGAAAGUUCAGUUGAAAACUAUCAUUGACAGUUUGACAUCAACAACAGACCCAGAUCAGGUAUUACCCCAAAUACAACCAUAUUUUGACACCAUUGAAGACUUACCUCUUCUUGUCAAUACGGCCCUUAAACUGUGUAAGAUUAAUUUGGCAUUCAAACCACUUGCAUAUAGUUUACAAAGGAAAGUUUUUGCAUCAGCUGAUAAUUCCCUGAUUCUAUCAUUAUGUGAUAUCAUGAAUAAAAUAGACAUACUGGAGUACAUUGAGUUCAGAGGAAGUAAUUUAUAUGAAGACCUAAGCAUAUUUGAUUUGACCUUUGUGGAAUUAUGCAUGACAUUUGUCUCAAAAGGCGAUUUUGAUUUAUCUUCCAUAAGUUGGCUCAAAUAUUCUGCUGUAAAACAAACAAUUAAUUCGAAUGAUAUAAUGGGCAUAUUGAAUGCGAUCCCUAACAAUAUUAAGAUGGGUGCCUUAAUAAAUUGGUUAAGAAAUUUUCUCCCACCUCUUCUAGAUGAAAACCCCUUUUAUAUAGACUUAUUUGUGCGGUGGGUAACAGAAAGAGUUUUUUCACUAGAGAAAUCUAGUUACUGGCCAAAAAUUGGAUUGAAGUUUAUAGAAGAUAUAGGCAUAGUAUUGGAAAUCUCAUUAAAAACGAUUUGUUUACGACCAAUAUCAAUGGAUGAUCUUGAUAUGCUAAAAACGCAUAUAAAAAAUAUAAUUGAAUUAAAAGAAAACCAUAAAAUUAAUAUGUUGCUGGGUGAGCUUAGUUCACAGAGUCCCAGCGAAGUCGCGUUAAUUAUGCUACGUCGAUGCUACACAGAAGAUUUAGAGCCUUUCUUGCAGCAUUAUUUGCCUUCAUAUAGUGCUAGGAACUCUUUUGAAAUUGACGAUACUCUACGCUCAUUCAUUGAAAUAGAAGCUGCAAGCAGUGGCGGUGACGUAGAUGGCGCCCGUUUAAAAAUAUUGCUUAAUUCGUUUCGAUUACAUACUAACAAACUAGAAUGCUUCCUUCAGGUUCUAAAGGUUUUAGAUGUACCAUGGAAUCCAAUAGUACUAGAACUCGCGGUAGAGGCCGCAUCUUCAGGGACAAAAGAUUUCACAACAACCGCUACAGAUCGUAUUCUCGCUGAGCAAAUCCAGCAAGAACUGAAUUAUGCGAAAGUUAAAGUCAUUUUAAAGAAAUAUAAGUUUUCCCUAAAAUGUACUGAUUAUCAACUGGUCUUGCAUAAGUUGAUGACAGCACCAAGCAUUGAUUUGAACGACUUGAAAGUUAUUACCAGUGCAUUGACAGAUUACACAAAUUAUGGCAGCUUAUUAUAUUUAAACCGAUGUCUUUGCGAUUGUGAAACGAGAGCUGCGCUGGAAUAUUUUAACCAGAUGCCAAACAAGGAAAAGAAAAUUUUGCUGAAAUCAGUUAUGAUCAAAUACGAACAAGUCAUAAAGGGAAAUUCAAACAACGCAAUUAUCGAAAGAAAUUAUGUCGAUUUCUUGAAAGGUAGUAAAAUGCUCAAUGAUUUAGAAAUUAAUACGAUUGAAAACAUGUAUUACUUAAAAAACUCCUUUGAGACAAAACGAAGUAUUAACGAUAUGUGUUGUGAAAAUAGUGCAAACGAAGCGGAUAUCACUAUGAAUGUUACUGGCACAGAAAUGAGCGGGUGUUUGGGUCAGCUUACUCGAGCACAUCAAACUUUACGGUCAACAUUGAUAGCAUUACUUCACCGCACUUCUUCAAAUCAUGAAGUUCGCAAACUAGUCGAAGCUCUCUUAACUGCUGAAGCCCAGGAACACUGUAAUACACAAAUUGCUUCAGUAUUGGCUAAUUUCAGAGAUGGAAACAAUUCAGCCAUUCUCAUGGAAUGCUGCCACGUUCUCACUGAACUUGUAUCAACUUGUACUGAAGAACAUAUACAUCGUGUAAUGAAAUAUUUAUCAAUGCUGACUGCAUUAGUGAAUGCUAAUAUAGUCGUUAAAAACCUGUCCAUAGCAUGGAAAUUCCAUUACAUAUUUUUACCCAUGUCUUCACUCUCAACACUGAAUGAUCUGAUUGAUUUUUACAUUUCGCCAUAUAAUUAUUUGGCACGUAAUCCCGGAAUCUGUCAUAGUAGGGGCGAUUUCAUUCCAAUCAGAAUAGUCGUAAAUAUUUCAGAAUACAUUUCUUCUUCUGACAAAGAUUUACCUGGAGAAUUAGUUCAAAUAAGAAACAAAAUAUGUAAGCAAAUUUUAAAUAAAGUUGUCGCAUCUCAAGAACUCGACGAAUUAUUGAUAACGAUAUUAUUAGAUCUUUUAAGCAAAGAUGAAGCCGAUAAAAUGUGGAUUAUAGACAUGUUACGAGGUCAGAAUGAGUCGCUGUCCCAUGCUGCUAUCGCGUACCUGGCACAACCAGUGAUAAGGCGCUCAUUUUCGGCAUUCUGUUUAACCCAAAACACAGUUGCGUAUUCGCCUCAAUACAUGUUAAAAACCAAAUUUAAAUUUAACGUGGCAGACUUAGCUUUGCCAGAAAUUAACAAUGAUGAUACUUGGGACACUAAAGUUGUGCUGUUCUUCUUUUUGAAACAGUACCCCGAAACUUCGUUUGAGCGCCUUAUAGAAUUGUGCCGCACCUUACACAUACCCGUCAAUGAAGGUCUGUCCUUUCAACUCAUCUCUUUGCUUACUACUUGGGAAUUAAAAUAUAAAAUAUUCAAUGACGACAUAGGUUGCUGUCAAACACACUUUGAAAACGACGAAAGCCAUCUGCUGCCUAACUGUAUAAAACUAUGGGAAAGCAUAAAAGACAAAGAUUUCAUCAAAGAUGUUUUAACAGAUCUGUGGAGAAACGGUGAAGUUACGUUACAUGGUCAUAUUGUUUCCAUAAAUCCCUAUUAUUACGAAGUGUAUUUAUGCAUAUAUCAUUUAUUGUAUGGUUCGUCCACCGAUUCAGAAUACGUAAAAGAAUAUUAUCUGUUAAAUUUCCUUAAAAAUUAUAACAGGAAAAGCGCUCCUAAACAACAUGAAUUUGAGUUGUUUUCUGUAAAAGGAAUGUUCCCAGAAAUCGGACAUCACCGCUUACCGUUUCACCUUUUUAUGCGUGAAGACAUGUGGGCGAAUUUGAAGUCAGAAAUAACAUUAGAAACCUACGAGCAGUGGCUGCCUGCAGUUGCUUUACUUUCACUAGAUGCUGAUAUACAAACCGCGAGAGACAUGAUUUGCAGUAACGCUCUCAAGCAAACUAUGACGUCUAGAAAGAAGAAUGAAGGGAUAGACACUGAGCAAAAAGAGAGCGAGCCCUGGCGCCUAACCACACGAGAAGAGCCUCUGCUUCGCGCAGCACACCGAUGUGUGAAGCAUAUAGCAAAUAUGGAAUGGGCAGGGGCGUGCCUCUUUUACGUUCUUCAAGGUUGUGCUCGUGGGGCCGACCAAGUCGCAGCGGCGCAGUUGUGCUAUCAAUUUGCUCAACGCUGGUCUGCUGUUCAGCCUAGUAAUCGAGCAGUCCGGCAAAUGGAACGUCUGCAUUCCACUCUUUCUACGAGACAUAUUUUGCAUAAGGUGGAAUGGGCAUGCGAAGAAUUUGUUCGACUUUCAACAGAGCCAACGCAACUUAUUCGAAACCUCUACUUGCAUCCAAACUUCGUUGAAAAGAUUUCUCGACACGAUAUAAAUCGGGCUGCAAAUGAAAUCGCGGACAAAAAUGGCAUCAACAUCAGUUCUAUCCGCAUAGAAAUUUUGGAAAAUAUUCUCGAAAAAUCAAAAGAAGAAAACAAAAAUAAAACUAGCUUUGGUCUUGACAAUAAAGACUUGACGACCGCUAAAUACAUACUGAAAGCUACUUGUCCAAAAAUGGGAGCUAUUUAUUUAUCUCGUAUUGCGCUCGAUGACGAAAACGAUUUUAAUAAAAGUAAAAAAUUAAGAGCACUCCAAUGCCUUAUGAGCAUUAUAGACUCUGACACAGCAUCAAAAGUCACUAACAGGGAGCGAGAUUCUUUAUGGAACACCCUUUUGGAAUUGUUAUACAUUGUUAAUCUUGAACAUAUUGACAUGCCUUGGAUCGUUGCCACGUUUAUGAAUGAUAAGCUUGGAGCACUUGAUCAAUUACUACAAGCAGUCGGAGGAAAUGUGGAAGGCUUAAAAAUAACAGGUGAUCUCGCGUGGAGGUAUGGGAAUAUCAAAAUAAUUCAGAAAGUAAUCCCUUCGAUGUUGCGUGCUGGACUUUACGACGAAUUAGUUCCUUUGUUAUUAAAGAUCGCAUUUGCAACUGACAAGACUGUAUGCGACGCCUGGAGAACCGUUCUUUUAUCGCCUUUCCAGCAGGCUGACUAUCCUAUCACUGAACGUCAAAGAGCAAAAUGCUUAAACGCUGUUAAUUUAUUACCUGUAUGUCCAGUGAUUAGAGAUGCAGAUCUAAUUGAAAUAUGGAAAAAUUGUGUGAGGUGUAAAUGUUUUGGUAUAGGUUGCCUAUUAUUGCCAUACAUGACCACGGAAUCGAGACAAAUAUUAUCAGAAUUGCAAAAAAUUGAUAGGAGAAAUCUGAUAGCUAGCCUAAAAAAUUUGCAAACUGAAACAUACCUUGUGCCUGGUGCUAUGCAUGUUCUAGAAAGUAUGGCAAGUCGAUCAUAUGGAAGAAGUCAGAAGACAUAAAAUGUAUUUCAUAUUUAUUUUUAUACACACUUUUUUGAGAUUUCUUAAAAUACCUGUUAUGGUUUUAAAUUGUGUAUGUUUAAACUAUGUAGGGUGCUAAAAUUA